CCGUCAUGCAGAAGACAUCGAACCCUCGAGCAGGACGUUCAGUCGCUCCCAGGUUUAUAUUUCACAUUAUUUUAAACUAGAACACGAAACACUGACGGAGAAUCUGAGCACGACUCAACGACACUGAGGCAGAACGGGUGACCACAACGCCAGAGAACCUGAGAGGAAACCAAGAGAGAAUCCACACGUCAGAGACGGCAAAAUUAAAGUAGCCACGUCGUUGAGAAGCUUUGAGUGAGAAGUUGUUCAGUGAGGAGCUGAGCAGGAGACCAGGACCCGGCAGACGACCACAGGUGGAACACGUUUUUUUCUGGUGCGUCACGUUCGAUGCCGCUCACUCUCCUCACGGUGGAAUGAGCUGGUGCACCAGGGUGACGUCGUGAGGAAGGAUCACCAUUGGUCGAGCAGCCAAGUUUUGGGAGAAGUGAGUGUCAUGGAGGAAGAGGAGGCUCCUGCUGCUCGGCUGUUGGACGGAGAAGAUGAAACCGUGACGACAGUGAGAGGAGAGAAAGAAAAGUCUUUCCAGGAGACGGUGAUGACCGUGGUCACGGGGAAGAGGGAGGAAGAGGAGGAGGCUGAAACUGACAGAAUAUCAGAGGAAGAGGAGGAGGAAAAUGAAGCAGAGGCGGAGGAAGGAGAGGAAGUGAAGGAAGAGGAGAGUAAAGGAGAAAAGCUUCUGGGGCCUUGGGAGUCAGAGGCCUGUGAUGUGAAGCCUCCGCUGCCGGACCCAGCUUUCAACAGAAGGUGCAGUUUCCUCUCCAGUGACGUGAAGUAUAAAGAAGACUUUGAGAAGAUGAAGGGUCAGAGUCUGUUUGUUCCUGAAGCUGAACUCAUCCACUCCAAGAACAUCAGCGCGGUGAUAUCUGAGUCGAAGUACAAGGAGGACGGGAGGAAGGAGGCGUCGGUGUCUCUGUACUCCGUCCUGCCGGAGACGCCGGAGACACAACACGCCAGAGAAGCGUCCGAGCUGCAGAGUGAGAUUAAAUACAAAGGCAACGUGAAGACAGAGAACUCCUCGUCUCUCUUUUCUCUUCUGCCUGAAACCACAGAGACUCAGUUUGUCAAGGAGCUGACGGAGAUGCUGAGCGAGAACAAGUACAAGGAGGAAGGAAAGAAGGAGAUGAGCAGCAGUUUGUACUCUCAGCUCCCUGAAACCGCCGAGAUGCAGCUGGCCAAGACCGUGCACGAGUUUCAGAGCGAGAAAAAAUACAAAGAAGACGGAAAGAGAAAAGCCUCCAUCUCUCUCUACUCUCAGCUUCCUGACACUCCGGAGAUUCAGCACGCACUGGAGGUGUCGCAGCUGCAGAGCGAGGUGAACUACCGCCCCAAGCUGCUGGUGAAAGGAGCUCCCUCGUCUCUUUACUCUCAGCUCCCCGACACCUCAGAGAUCCAGUUCGCCAGAGAGAUGACUGAGAUGCAGAGUGAGAGUAAAUACAAGGAGGGCGGCAGGAGGAGGCUCUCUCAGAGCUUCUACUCUCAGCUCCCAGAGACGACCGAGACUCAGUUUGCUAAAGCUGUGGCGGAGCUGCAGAGCGAGAUGCGAUACAAAGACGCAGGGAAGAAGGACGUGAACUCGUGUUUGUACUCUCUCCUCCCGGAGACGUUGGAGACGGCUCACGCCAAAGAAGUGUCCGAGCUCCUCAGUCAGGUGAAGUAUAAAGAGGAGGGUAAGAAGGAGAUGAGCGUGAACCUGUUCUCUCUGUUACCUGAGACCAUCGACACCCAACACGCUAGAGAGGCGUCUCAGCUGCAGAGCCAGGUGAAGUAUAAAGAAGGUCUGAAGCAGAAGAUCCAGAGCAGUUUGUACCAUCAGCUCCCGGAGACCCCGGAGACACAGCUGGCCAAACAGCUGUCAGAGCUGCAGAGUGAGACAAAGUAUAAAGAAGCUGGAAAGAAGGAGGUGACUUCCUGCCUGUACUCUCUCCUCCCUGAGACGCUGGAGACACAACACGCCAAAGAGACGACGGAGCUUCUCAGUGAGAUUAAGUACAAGGAGAGUGGGAAGAAGGAGAUGUCCAGCUCCCUCUAUUCCACGCUGCCCGAUACUUCAGAGACCAGCUUCGCCAGAGAGAUGACUGACAUGCAGAGCGAGAGUAAAUACAGAGAGGACGGGAUGAAGAGCAUGUCCCAGAGUAUCUACAGUCAGCUGCCACAGACCACAGACAUGCAGUUUGUUAAAACUGUGUCUGAGCUGCAGAGUGAGAUGAAGUACAGAAAAGGAAAGAAGGACGUGUCCAACUCGCUGUACUCCACUCUGCCCGAGACUCUGGAGACGCUGCACGCCAAAGAAGCGUCUGAGCUGCAGAGUGAGCUGAAGUACAAGGCGGCUCUGAAGAAAGGUCUGUCCUCCAGUCUGUUCCAUCACCUGCCUGAGACCAUGGAGACGGCCCACGCUAAAGAAGCCUCCGAGCUUCUCAGUGAGGUGAAGUAUAAAGAGGAGGGUAAGAAGGAGAUGAGCGUGAACCUGUUCUCUCUUCUGCCUGAGACCUUCGACACCCAACACGCUAAAGAGGCGUCUCAGCUGCAGAGCCAGGUGAAGUAUAAAGAAGGUCUGAAGCAGAAGACUGAGAGCAGUUUGUACCAUCGCCUCCCGGAGACCCCGGAGACUCAGCUGGCCAAACAGCUGACGGAGCUGCAGAGUGACACCAAGUACAAGGAGGCGGGUAAGAGAGAGGCAAACAGCAGCCUGUACUCUCUGCUGCCUCACACCAUGGAGACACAGCACGCUAAAGAAGCUGCAGAGCUGCUGAGUGAGAUCAAGUACAAGGAGAGUGGGAAGAAGGAGAUGUCCAGCUCGCUGUACUCCUCGCUGCCGGACACCUCAGAGACCAGCUUCGCCCGGGAGAUGACGGACAUGCAGAGCGAGAGCAAGUACAAGGAGGCCGGGAAGAGAAGCCUCUCUCAGAGUUUCUACUCACAGCUUCCAGAAACCGCCGACACUCUGUUUGCUAAGAGUGUCUCCGAGCAGCGGAGCGAGAUGAAGUACAAAGCAGCCGGACAGAGAGGAGGGACACGCUCUCUGUACUCGACUCUACCGGAGACUCUGGACACUCAACACGCCAGAGAGGCUUCCCGGCUGCAGAGUCAGCUGAAAUACAAGCAGAGUCUAAAGAGCGACACCACGAGUCUUUACCACCUGAUGCCAGAAACCAACGAGACUCAGUUUGCCAGGGAGCAGACGGAGAUGCUCAGUGAGGUCAAGUACAAAGACGAAAGUAAGAAGGAGCAGAGCGUCCACCUGUUCUCUCUGCUCCCCGACACAGUGGAGGCUCAGCACGCCAAAGAGCUGAAGGAUCUGCAGAGCGAGUCUAAAUACAAAGAGGCCAGUAAGAAGCAGGCGUCCACGCCUCUGUACCAUCAACUGCCAGAGACCCUGGAGACGCAGCACGCCAAAGAGGCGUCUCAGCUGCAGAGCCAGAUCUUGUAUAAAGAGGCUGUGAAGAGGGAGACGUCCUGUCCCGUGUUCCACCAGCUGCCCGAGACGCUGGAGACCCAGUUCGCCCGAGAGCUCACAGACAUGCAGAGCCAAAAUAGGUACCAGGAGGACGGGAGGAGGAGCCUGAGUCAGAGCUUCUACAGUCAGCUGCCUGAAACGCCUGAGACCCAGUUUGCUAAAUCUGUUUCUGAGCUGCAGAGCGAGAGGAAGUACCAUAAGUCGGGCCGGCAGGGAGCCGGCAGCUGUCUCUACUCCACGAUGGCUGAAACCCUGGACACUCAACACGCCAGGCAGGCAUCACACAUGCUGAGCCAGGUCCGGUACCAAGAGGACGUGAAGAAGGAUUCCUCGUCCUCGCUGUUUUCAAACCUUCCUCAAACUCUCCAGACCGAGUUGGCCAAGGAGGUGACGGAGCUCCAGAGCCAGGUGAAAUACAAAGAGGUCUGUAAGAAGGAGGCGUCCUCCCCCCUGUACCGCCUCCUACCAGAGACGCCAGACAUGCAGUUCGCCAAACAGAUGUCGGAGAUGCAGAGCGAGGUGCAAUACAAGAAGGACAAAGAGGAUCUGUCCAACACUCUGUUCUCACUGCUGCCUGAGACUCUGGAGACGCAGUUUGUCAAAGAGAUGAACGAGACGCACAGCGAGGUGAAGUACAAGCAGAGCGGGAAGCAGCAGACGGCUCUUUACUCCAAACUGCCUGAAACUCUGGAGACCAAACACGCUAAAGAGGCCACGGAGCUGCAGAGCCAGAAAAAGUACAAAGAUGACGGGAGGAAGGAGAUGAUGACGUCUCUUUACUCACAGCUUCCAGAAACCACAGAGACGCAGUUCGCCCGGGAGAUGACGGAGCUGCAGAGCGAGAACAAGUACAAAGAAAGUGGGAAGAAGAGUCAGACGCUCAGUGUUUACUCCCAGCUGCCAGACACCAACGAAAUCCAGUUUGCCAAAACUGUUUCUGAAAUACAGAGUGAGGCCAAAUACAAAGAAGCAGGGAAGAAGGAGGUGAGCAGCUCUCUGUACUCGAAGCUGCCGGAGACUCUGGACACGCUGCACUCCAAAGAGGUGUCCCAGCUGCAGAGUCAGGUGAAGUACAAACAGGACGGUAAGAUGGAGGCCAGAGACUCCCUGUACCACCGACUGCCUGAAACCACAGAGACACAGCUGGCGAAGCAUCUGGGGGACAUUUACAGCGAGGUGAAGUACAGAGACGAGGGGAAGAAGGACGCCGGGAGGAACCUGUACUCGCUCCUCCCCGAGACGGCCGAGACGCAGUUUGCCAAACACGUGUCUGAGAUCCAGAGUGAGGUCACGUACAAGAAGGACAAAGAGGAUCUGCCCAACACUCUGUUCUCUCUGCUGCCGGAAACUCUGCACACUCAGUUUGUCAAAGAGAUGAAUGAGACGCACAGCGAGGUCAAAUACAAGGAAGCAGCUAAGAAAGAAGCCGGCAGCGCUCUGUUCCACCGGCUGCCGGAGACUCUGGAGACGCUGCACGUGAGAGAGGUUACUGAGCUGCAGAGCCAGAACAAGUACAAGGAGAGUGGGAGGAGCUUGAUGUCGUCCAGCUUGUACGCUCAGCUGCCGCAGACGACCGAGACGCAGCUCGCCGCCAAGAUGUCCGACCUGCACAGCGAGAGUAAGUACAGAGAGGACGGGAUCAGGGGCCUGUCUCAGAGCUUCUACUCUCAGCUGCCAGAGACGUCCGAGACGCAGCUGGCCAGAAGCGUCUCUGAGCUGCAGAGCGAGACCAGGUACAAGGAGGCGAGCAGGAAGGAGGCGAGCAGCUGUCUGUACCAUCAGCUCCCUGAAACUCUGGAGACGCAGCAUGCCAAGGAGACGGCCGAGCUGCAGAGUCAGGUGAAGUACACAGAAGGGAAGAAAGAGCUGAGCACCAACCUGUACUCUCUGCUGCCGGAGACCGGGGAGAUGAAGUUAGCUCGAGCCGCCAUGGACCUGCAGAGCGAGAGUAAAUACAAGCAGAGAGGCCGACAGGAGGUCAGCACCACCGAGUUCCACCAGAUGACAGAAACCAACGAGAUGGAGUUUGCGAAGCAGAUGUCUGAACUCCAGAGUGAGACAAAGUACAAGAAGGACAAAGAGGAUCUGCCCAACGCUCUGUUCUCUCUGCUGCCGGACACGCUGCACACUCAGUUCGUCAGAGAGAUGAACGAGACGCACAGCGAGAGUAAAUACAAGGAGGCCGGUAAGAAGGAGCUGGGGAACAGUUUGUAUUCUCUGCUGCCGGAGACCAAAGACACUCGACAUGCCAAGGAGCAGACGCAGCUGCUCAGUGAGAAGGCGUACAGGCAGGAGGGGAAGAAGGACGCCGGCUGCAGUCUGUACGCACAGAUGCCCCAGACCAUCGAGACCGUGUUCGCCAAAGAGCUGAGCAGGACGCAGAGCGAUAAGUCUUACAAGGAGAAGUACAACCGUGAGAAGGGGAAGUCCAGCUACACCAACAUGAAGACGCUGCCCGAGGUGGAGCACGCCAUGGAGGUCAACAAGAACCAGAGCAACGUCAGCUACAGAAAAGACAGAGAGGAGCUUCAUCACUACAACUCAGCAGCAGACAGACCGGACAUCAUCAGCGCCACCAACGCUUCCAAACUGGCCAGCAACGUGGCCUAUAAGAGUAACACAAAGCAGCUGGUUUACAGCGACGUCUCUCUUUUGGCCAGAACGGACAUCCAGCACGCCAAGGAGGUUUCAAAACUGGCCAGUCAGGUGAAGUAUAAGGAGAACUUCCACAGACACUCAAAGGACCAGAAGCCUUGUUACAACCCACUAGAGUGUGUGUCCUUCAAACACACACAAGCUGCCUCUGCUCUGGCCAGUCAGGUGAAGUAUAAAACCAACCAGAACCAGAAGCCUGAGGGAUCCUCGGACCUGCCCAACCUCCUGCAGCUGGAGCACGUCCUGCACGCCAGCAAGCUGCAGAGCAACGUUGAGUAUAAGAAGGAUUACGAGCAAUCUAAGGCCCAGUACCACGUUGCUGUGGACACAGCUGAGCAGCUCCACCACAGGGAGAACGCAGUACUGCACAGUCAGGUGAGGUACAGAGAGGAGUAUGAGAAGAGCAAAGGUCGAUCUCAGAUGGAGUUUGGAGACACUCAGACGUACAAGGUGUCUAAAGAAGCUCAGAAGAUGCAGAGCGAGAGGGAGUAUCGGAGGGACUAUGAGGAGCAGAUGAAGGGGAAAGUGUUGAUGGACGUUGACCAAACACCUGGAUACCUGACAGCUCGUCAUGCCAGCAGUCUGCUGAGCCAGAAAGAGUACAGGAAAGACUUUGAACAGGAAGUGAAGGGGCGUGGCUUAUCUGGCCUCGGCCUGGAGGAGACGCCAGAGCUGCUGAGGGCUCGAAACGCCACUCAGAUACUGAACCAGAGGGUUUACAAGCAGACGGAGCAGCUCCAUGAAACCUCCUACGGGACAGUGACCGACACUCCUGAGCUGCUGCACGCCUCCUACCUCAAAGACGUCUACAGUCAGAAGAAGUAUAAGGACGAGGCUGAGCGGCUGAAGGGAAGUUACAGUCACUUGUGUGAAACUCCAGAGAUGAAGCGAGUCAAAGCCAACCAGCGACACAUCAGCUCACUGCGGUACAGCUGGGACUCCAGGCUCAUGAGAGGUCUGUCGUCCUCAGGCACUGACACGCCCGAGAUCGUCCUCGCCAGAGAGAACGCCAAGAAGAUCAGUGAUGUCCGCUACCGAGAGGAGGUGGGGAGUGGCACCGCCGUCAUGGACACGCCUGAGAUGGAGAGAGUGCGACGCAACCAGGAGAACAUCAGCUCAGUCAAGUACAAGCAGAGUGCGGUGAAGGCCACGAGUGUGAGAGUGACACCAGAGCUGGAGAGAGUCCGACAGAACCAGGAGAACCUCAGCUCGGCCAAGUACCACGAGGACUUUGAGCGAGCACGCGGCCGAGGCUGCGCUCAGGGAUUGGACGAGCCCAGCAUGGAGCGCUACCAGAGAGCCAAUCAGAUGAUGGGAGAGGCAGGUUACGGCAAAGGGAUCCGCCCCCAGGUGAUGGAGAUGGACAGACGACCAGGAGGCAUCAUCGUAGACCUGAAGGUGUGGAGGACAGACCCAGGCUCCAUAUUUGACUUUGACCCUCUGGAGGACAACGUCCAGUCCAAGAGCCUCCGCAGGAUGUCUGAGCGGGCAGGCCGCAGCCUGAGCCGGCAGCACUCGCAGCAGUCUCUCUCCCACAGCCAGGCUCAGUCUGUCAGCUCUCUGACCUCUGACCUCUGGGACGGCAGCAGCGCUGACACCCCCGCGCCCGUCCUUCCAGGAGCGUACCAUCAGGGCGUCCAGAUGCAGCAGCAGCAGCAGUAUCACGGCUACAUGCAUCAAACCAGCAUGUCCUCUGUCAGAUCCGUCACCUCCCCCCCGCACUCAGCCACCAUGCGUGUUUACCGGGCGCUGUACGACUACGCGGCUCAGGACCACGACGAGGUCUCGUUCAGGGACGGGGACGUCAUCGUCAACGCUCAGCCAAUCGACGAGGGCUGGAUGUACGGCACCGUGCAGAGAACCGGCCAGUCCGGCAUGCUGCCCGCCAACUACGUGGAGUGUUGCAACUGAAGGAGGGAGGAGGUGUGGAGAGAGAGAGAGGGGGAGAGGGGGGGGGGGAGAGAGAGUGAGGGAGGCGGGGGUGGAAUUUAAACGAAAAAGAAAAAUCCACCUUCAUUGGUUAAAACAAAUCAGAAGUCGCUCUUUUGGGUUUUAUUUCUUCUUCCAGAUGUUUUCAGCUGCAGACGUCUGACUUCACAGAUCUGAAACGUUAUCAAUGUCAAGUCCCAGUCACAAACUGGUUUUCUAGAGUCCUGAUCACUUGUUGCUGUAAAUCCCAUCAUUUAAAGUGGUGGCAAACACGACCUCACUCCAGAACAACAUCUGGAUUCACUGAACAUGACGGCUGCGUUCAGACAUGCACUGAACUCCGGAGGUUCUGCAGGACAUUCUCUGGAGGACAUCUGUAUGUGUGAACGCAAACGUCCCAGUGAGAUCCACAGGUCUGGAGGAGACGAUGAGAGGAAGUAGUCCCUAACAGAUGAGCUGUUUCCUCCUGUGAGCGGCUGUUCCAGGAAAGAGCUGAGCCCCAUUUCUGAAAUAUGAGAAUAUUUAUUUGUGUUAUUUGUUCUUAAAGAGUUUCGAGGCUUCAGCAGCAGAGGAGUGAGAAGAGAAAACAGUUUUUAUCUGAUGAUUGACAAAGAGAAAACUACAGGAUAUCACAAGACUUAGUGUGGAAACCAGGACGGGAAAGUGUCUCCGUCUGAUUUCUGUCUUUAAGAGAUGAGUUGGAGAGUGGGGGGGCAAGAGGAGUUAGAGAUAAUAACAGUUUAAAGAUGUCUCACGUUGAAUCAUUGAUGGAUCCUGAGUUUUAUUCAUGUUCAGGUGAGUGUAGUUUAGUUGUUGACCUCUGAUAUAAAAGUUCACGCGACGCAGCUUGGGUUGAAAUACAGGAACUAACACAUUGUGUCUUUUUGUGUCUCAGAUCAAAUACUUUGUGUUUUUAACGAUGAGUCACAGUUUUCAGGUCGUUGUCUCCUCCAGACAGAGACAGUUUCUGGAGUGUGGACAGACUGUGAGGACGUCCGGCCUCCAGGUUUCUGUACGAGUAGUAUUUUGAUACACGGCUCCCGUCUACGUUCUGGGCAGAAGUAUUUGACUCUUGUACUUGUAUGUGUCCAGUACAUCCAAGUGUUUUCUGGCUCUGUUGUCUUGCUGUGUGGAUUUGCAUCCCAGUCUCGUACUGAGUAAAACCUCCGUCAGCCGUGAGACGUCAUUUUAGCCGGAGAGUCUUUUGUCUUUUGUAUGUUUGAAUAUUUCAUAAAUACUAGAUGCAGUAGAAUAUCAUUUACUGAGUAUUCACAUGUUAACUGUGUUGGUUUUUGAUGACAUUUUAGAAAAACUUUUAUUUUCCUGCAUUAAGCUUCUUUUUCUUCUAAUGUCACCAGUGUUAAGUUUUUGAUUUAGUGUGUGUGUGAUGACGGAUUAUACUAAGUUUAUUUACAUUUUAUUUCAAAUGAUAUAUCGCUCAGUUAUGUUCUUUUCCAAACGAUUAUUGUUGUGUUACAUAUAUAAGAAAUAAAAACAACGAACAUGA
Platichthys flesus (European flounder) is the source of this 9545-nucleotide messenger RNA. Its product is annotated as nebulin-like. The coding region runs from base 434 to 8020 and encodes 2528 amino acids. Gene Ontology annotation, biological process: cardiac muscle thin filament assembly. Gene Ontology annotation, molecular function: actin filament binding. The transcript is spliced from 69 exons. Gene Ontology annotation, cellular component: Z disc. Lineage: Eukaryota; Metazoa; Chordata; Actinopteri; Pleuronectiformes; Pleuronectidae. The record is from RefSeq and is a predicted model, not a curated record.